AAGGGAAAGUGAAAGGACCCAGCGAGGCCGACGGAGUCACAGGAAGACGUGGGACAAGCAAGGCCCGGCCUCCCAGUGACCCCCAGAGACCCCCAGUCCCAGCGCCUGCCCCCCACAUGGACAGAGACAAGCCCCCCCCGGAGCCACACGGGGGCUUCGCCUUCGAGAACUGCCUGAGGAAUACGGCUCUGGCGAAGGCUGGGGGCCCCCAGGGUUUCCUGCCCCCCAAGGCCAGGAAAACAGGAACGACCAUCGCUGGCCUCAUCUACAAGGAGGGGAUAAUUCUCGGGGCCGACACUCGCGCCACCGAUGACAUGGUUGUAGCUGACAAGAACUGUGAGAAAAUCCAUUACAUCUCACCCAACAUCUAUUGCUGUGGGGCGGGGGUGGCGGCUGACGCCGAGGUGACGACCCAGAUGCUUUCGUCCAACAUGGAGCUGCACUCGCUGGCCACCGGUCGCCCGCCCCGGGUGGCCACCGCCUGCCGCUUCCUCAAGCAGAUGCUGUUCCGGUACCAGGGUCACAUCGGGGCGUCGCUGAUCCUGGGGGGCGUCGACUCCACCGGGCCCCACCUGUACAGCGUCCACCCCCACGGCUCCACCAGCAAACUGCCCUUCACCUCCAUGGGCUCUGGGGCCGCGGCGGCCAUUGCGGUUCUUGAGGAUCGGUUCCAGCCAGACAUGGAGCUGGCGGAGGCCCAGGAGCUCCUGGCCGACGCCAUCACGGCCGGGGUGCUGGGUGACCUGGGCUCGGGGAGCAACGUGGAUCUGUGUGUCCUCACCCGGGGGGGGGCCCAGAUCCUGCGCCCCUUCCGCACCCCCAUCGCCCGCGGGCAGAGGCAGGGCCGGUACCGGUACCGGGCCGGCACCUCGGCGGUGCUGAGCGAAGCCGUCGCCCCCCUGCGGCUCCAGCUGCUGGACGAGACGGUGACCGGGAUGGACGUCGACUGAGCGCGGCCGGCGCGGGGGGGCCCCGAGAUACCGCCCCCCCCGCGGAGACACCGACCCCCCCCGCGGAGACACCGACCCCCCCGCGGGCACCG
Caretta caretta (loggerhead turtle) is the source of this 1042-nucleotide messenger RNA. NCBI's taxonomy places the organism in Eukaryota, Metazoa, Chordata, Testudines, Cheloniidae. The record is from RefSeq and is a predicted model, not a curated record.